CAGCCAACUUGUGCGGAGGUCUCUCGCGGGUACAGAGUGCUAUCAACUUUCUUCUCGCUAAGUUCUUCUGUUGUGUGUCUUCUCCUUCUUCAGUUGCGCUUUUGUCGUUCACACACCACGCGUUCUCCGUUUUACCUGCGAGUGCCGCCAAGUGCGAGAGAGUGACUGCUGUGUGGUUAUUUUUCUUCUUCCCGCUGGACUUGGCUUUCACGUGCUCUGGAACUGGGGAACAGGUUCCUGUGGGCAGGUCCUCCCGAGCUCGAACAGUUUACAGUCGACAACGAGACGGUGAACACAUUGAGCAAAACAUUGUGGUGCAGGAAUCGGAAAUCGAAAUUUACCUCGCUCAAACACAACAACAAACUUGAAUGGAUUGCUGCAAACUGUUGCUUUGAAGUGAUUAAGGGAGCGAGUGAGAAAACUGUUACCUACGUUUUUUUUUUUGGUUUGGAUUCGUGGAUUCUGUUUUAAAGUGAGAAGAAAGCAAGCAAAAAAUGGCAAUCGCGUUCUACUGUGAGGAUGAUGAUCCGAAAGUUUUGCACGGUAGCCAAAGCUACUAUGCAACAUAUGGAUACAAUAGCUACCAACAGCAGCAUCAUCAGGCUGCUGUGGUAGAACAUCAUCCGCAGCAAUCACAGCAGCAUCAGGCUGCUAGUGUUGACGGAAAUAACACCAUCAGCAACAGCAGCAGCAACUGUGCACUGCACAGUAGCGACACCAUUAACACCGAGGGCGGCAGUAAUAGCGGUGUCAGCGAGGUUGAUGCUACCGCCAGUAGCAACCGUCAGUUGAUGCAAGUCCUGCACCAGGUGCUAUACCGAUACACGAUGGAAGGAGCCCUCAGCCCGGCCCACACAUCCUGCGUGUUCUGCAACAAAAUCUACUACUUGUUCCAGCUGUUGUAUUGACGCCAGCGACGGCAGCAGCCGGAUGUCGCGCUCCACAUUCAAGGUGUCAAUGAGGACACCCGCAGUUCCAAUAAUUAAGCAACAGAGAGAAACUACGAAAUAAAUAUACAACAAGCAAAAAAAGAAUUUUACAAAAAUAUUGAACAAACAAAAAAUCAUCAAAGCUAACUGACCGACAGUGACCAAUGGUGGAAUUUUGGAAGCCGUAGAUGCAAGUGUUGCCAAUCAGCCGACCCUGAGAAGAAACCAAUUUCACGGAGAGCAAAACCAACCGAAAAGCACGACGAUUGGAAUCCUGUCGGUUUCCUGUGAUGAAAGCAUUUUUUUCUUUCGUUUUACGAUAGCAUUUAUUUGAAGUCCUCGAUUUCAGUCAACUGGAGGAGUUGGGACUAUUUUUUAUCUUGAUAUUCUUUUCAUGAAUUAGUCACUAGUACACUUUAAACCAAUAUUCAAUCAUUCGUGACUAGAAUCUAAGAUCUACAUCUAAUAGCGCAUUGUCGAUAUUAGGGCCAGGUACUAUUUUAUUUUAGUUUUUGUUCUAGUUUUACAUCGAUUUUAUCAUGUUAGAUUUAACUCUCACCGAUAAAUUUAGUUUGGAUAAAGUCAGACAAUACGUUGUCCACGCGUCCGUGGACAGCGCCUAACGAAAAUCAGCCACUUCCGUUCGAUGCCAAGGAAGAUGAUCUCAGUGCUAACUUCGUAAGAUUCGUAACGCGUGUGUUAGAGUGUGUAUGCGUGUACGUAAUGCCGACGGGGAGACGCGUCUUCCCCCGCCCACUCGGCCUGCCUGCAUUCUCAACCAACGGUUCUGAUUAUGAAAUAGUACGAUUCGGUUUUAGAUAUGAAAAAAACAGCGAUUUAGGAAUAAAUUCCAUCAUUUUUGUUUUAGCGCGUAACUUCGUAACGUGUGUAACGUUAAUUUCAUUGAUUAUAUAUUUUUCUUUUAGGUUUAUUUGUACAAUCUCAUGAUUUCAGUAAAUUAUAUAAAUCAAGAUGUGUUUCUUAAA
This is a messenger RNA of Toxorhynchites rutilus septentrionalis, 1915 nucleotides long. RefSeq lists its product as uncharacterized. The record is from RefSeq and is a predicted model, not a curated record. The transcript is spliced from 3 exons. The coding region runs from base 495 to 908 and encodes 137 amino acids. Lineage: Eukaryota; Metazoa; Arthropoda; Insecta; Diptera; Culicidae.